GCUUGGUGACGGUAACUGCAAUCGCGAGCACUGUUGGUGUGAGCAGUGACGCGCUUGAUUGAAAUUGGUUAGCUCAAUCGCGUCGCGUCCACGUUCGUGUAGAACCACUUUGUCACUUUGGUGCUUGCUCAAGCUCUCCCCGCCACGAACUUUUGCACCUCUACGUUAUUCAAUCGCCGCUGUUAUCUUUAUUUUCUCUUGAGCCGAAUUAGCGCAGCAGACUUCAAUACCACUUUGUUGUUACCGGUACUGUCCAUUACAUCCACUUCAGACGCGCACGCAAACAGAUCGCGCCGUGCGAUCAGUGUCACGCAGAACACUUCCGCAGACCAAUUACGAAUACAAAAUGGCGAACCAAAUACUCGGCGCAUCUACUGCGCCCUCGAGACCUCGAACGAAGCUAUUGGCAGCUUUACGGAAGACAGAGUCCGGCGAUUCUUCUGAAAGUAGCACGGACUCUGCAAGUGAUGUGUCGGACUCUGAGGGCGUACUGCACUCCAACACAAGAUCUUUAUCUGGGCCACGACAUCAGCCUAGCACUCAAACAUCCGACGCAGAAGAAGAGGUGGACGCAGAGAGUGCAUACCAGCGCAUGAAGCAGCGAUUGGCAGCGGAGAAAGAGACACAAGAGCAACAGGCGCAAAAGUCGGUGCCAGUCCUUGCUUUAGCUCUUGAAAGUGAUGAAGAGGCGUCAAUACCGAUACGGAAACCCGCCCGCAGGUCCAUAACAGAGAAGCAGAGACUGUCGAGCCCCCGCAAAUCACCGUCGCCAAAUGUACGAUCACGUCAGUCGUCUCCUGGACUUUUCGUAUCUCCAGGACCGUCUCCAGCCAAAAGCCGAUCGCCGGUUGGGACCUCAGCGAACUACGAAUCCGACCAGUCGUCACAACGGGCCUCUGCGACCGACUUACAAGAACGCGUCAAACGCAUCAGAGCCGAGAGACUGGCGAAGCAGAAGGAGGAGACUGCUCAAUUGGCACAGCAGAAGACUUCUAAGCGUUCGUCAGGCCGAGAUGAUGGCAGUGAUACAGACGCGGAAAUUGAUAGGCGCUUGACACAGCAGUCCAAGCCUACUCGACGAGCGGGCAAGAAGGCUCUGGAGGCUAUGGCUCGUGACCAACAACGAAUCAGUCGUAAUAUGCAACUCACUCAUCAGGCCAAGACGAAGAAGAGAUACUCAACGAAGGACCUCUUCACUAAGUUCGGUUUCAACGGACCAGAGGAUAAUGUGUCGACAUUACCAACCACCCCAGAAAAGGCCGCGAUACUUGCAUCAUCGGACGCAGAGAUGCAGCCGUUGCACGAGACACCGCCUACGAGUCCUCCUCGCCACGAUGAAGGGUUGGAGAAGAUGGCGAGUGAAGUUGGCAACCUAACGCCAAAAGCGCCACUCGCAGAGGAAGCCGAUGACACCACCCCUGUGCCCACGAAAGUGGAUAAGGGUAAAGGUCGCGCUCCGGAGUUCGCGCAUCUUCCUACACGAUCUUGGCCAUUGCAGGGACAGCCAAUCACUGUCCGGCAUGCUCAAGUCCAGACUGCUGUGCCUUCAGAGAUUGUCAUGGUAGAGUUAUCUGACUCUGACGAUGAUGCAAAGUUGGUGAAGAAAAGCAGAUUUGCAGUGUUCGAUCGGGUACGAACGAAGGAGCAGGACGAGUCGAAGUCUUUUGUAACGCUUCGUCAUCUGGCACAUCUCACCUCCCCCAAAACUACACGCAAGGGACCGAAAACCAUCACCCGUAGCGAGAUGCAUUUCUCACUUGCUCAGAAAGCUCGUCAGCAGGCACAAAGGGGACGCGAAGAAAGAAUCGAAGAACUCAAACGACGUGGUAUUCAUAUCGAGACUGCCGAGGAGCGAGAGAAGCAUCAAAUGGAAAUUGAAGAUUUGGUGACACAAUUCGAGAAGCAACGGCAGGAAGAUCUCAAGCUUGCCAAGCAGGAGAAGAAGCAGGCUAAAGCCAACGGAGAGUCUAUUGAUGAUCUUCCUUCCAGCGACGAGUCGGAUGAAGACUUCGUCGGCAGCGACGACGAGAACACGGCAGAUGGCAACGACGAGGACCAGGAAGAGGAAGAAGAGGCUGAAAUUGAACUCUCCGGCUCCGAAGAUGAGCCGAUGGAGGACGCGGAUGGCGAAGAGGCGGACGCAUCUAAUGACUUGGCUGAUGAGGCCACUGCUGUCAAUACAGACGCCACCCUUGUGUCUCAGGCAAACGAAUUGACUGAUGACGAAGAUGAGCGUAAUGCUUCUACGCGCAAGCCUAUGAUCAAGCGAGCCCGAAGAGUCAUCGACGACGAUGAAAGUGAGAGCGAAGAUUUGAAGCUCGGGUCGCCAACCCAGAAGGCAACUCAAGAUGACGCGAUAGCUGCGUUCGGCUUCGGUGAAUCAAGCACAAACUUAGGGCUCACCCAGAUGUUCGCUGGAACCAUGGCGAACUUGGAUGAUACGCAAGUUACCCAACAGGAACCCGAACAGGACUCCCUGGAGUUCCUCCACAACUUACCAGACACUCAGCCUGGUGUCACAUUCAGCCAGACGCAUGACACGCUGGUACCUAAUAGCCAGCUGUUUGUGUCUCCACGCAAAGAGUCCGGAGCUGGAGCUGAAUCUCACUUCAGCUUAGGUAUUGGUCAGCUGAUUGACCCGGGUACCCAGUUCUCUGAGGCCCCUGAGCCCACACAAGAUGCUGGUUUCUCUUUCUCUCGUUCACAAGCUGGUUUCAUGGCACCCGCCUCUACCGUCGAGACUGUAAUGCUAUCUGUGGCCGAGUCGCCGAUCAAAAAACGAACUGGCAAGCUGCAGCGCGGUCGUCGCGAGAUUGCUGAGGGACUAUCUGACGUUGAGGAGAACUUUGUCGACCCUGCUUCCGAUUUAAGUGAUGUCGAUGACAUCCAACGGCCACCCAAGCAUAGAGAUGCCUUCCGCGCCAUGCAAAAGGGCGCGAAGAAACAAAGGGCCAUUGAUAAUUUCAAUAAGGAGAACAGUGCUGCCAAGGCCAUCGUAGAGGAGCAGGCUGAUGAGUCUGAAGACGAGUACGCUGGCAUCGGAGGAGCAAGUGACGAUGAAAGCGGCGAAGAAGAUGAGGAAAUGAAGAAAAUGAUAGACCACGACGACGUCAAGGUCGACGAGCGUCAAAUCGCUGCCUUCUACGCUGACAAGGAUAAGAAGGACGACGAGAAGAACAUCAACCAGCUCUACAAAGACCUCAUGAACGGCGGUCUCCGCAAGCGCGCCGGUCGCGAUGCCUUCGACAUGUCCGACAGCGAAGAUGAAGCAGAAAUGCGGCAGCGCCGGAAGCGUGCUGACUUUGCACGCAUGCAAAAAGCACUCCUGAGCGAUGAGAAUAUCGGCAAGAUUGCUGAGAACCCGAAGCAGCAAGCCUUCUUCAAAACGCUCGCGGAUUUCGCAGACGAUGCAGACUACGAAUUCCUCGAGAUGCCAGAGCCAAAGAGCAUCUAUGCCGAAGAUUCACAGUCCCAGUCUCAACAACCUCAAGAGGGCGUGGACUCAGAAGCUGAAAUGGUAGUGCCAGAUUCGCAGACCGACUCCGUGAAUAUGCCUCCUCCCAACCCGUUGAAACGCAAAUCUCCCACCUCAUCUCAGAAAGAGAACCGCCCCCCUCCGAAUAUGCGUCGCACCGACAACGAUCUCACACGCCGCCCAAUCACGCUGGCUGACGUGCAGAACUCCGUCUCCGAACUGCUCGAGGAUUCCCGUGUCAUGGUGCCUGACAGCCAGUACGCGUCGGACUCUGACUCGGAUUUGGAAAUCGUAGAUAAGCCUGUGCGCAAGGCCGUCGUCGACCGCUUAACAUUGAGCCGGCAGUCGACGAUUGAUGAGUCGCAAGAUAGUGCAGGUGGCAUGGCGUUCCACGCCCCGUCUCGUGGGGCUGCAGUCCCGGGAUUCAGGGUACCGAGUCUCAUCCGACAGGCGACUAGUAAUCUGUCUGCUGUGAGUGAGAGGAGCGACAGCCAACGCACGAGUCAAAGUAGUGAAGGGGGUGUGCGAAGGGGUGGAACUGGGAGGAGCAACAUCCACGCACAGGCACGGGAGGCGGAGAGGAGAGCUUUGUUGGAGAAGAAAGAGAAACGGAGGAAAGAGGUGCUCAAGAAGAAGGUAGACGGCGCGAGGAAGAAGGGCGGGAUGAGAAGUGUGCUAGGAGACCUGAGUGGUGGGUUUGAGUAAUUAUGCGUAGAAUUUGACGGGAUAGUAGCGUGGCGUUUGGUGCUCUGGGUAUCAUCUAGG
Molecule: messenger RNA, 4240 nt
Organism: Boeremia exigua
Lineage: Eukaryota; Fungi; Ascomycota; Dothideomycetes; Pleosporales; Didymellaceae
Product: MRC1-like domain-containing protein
Exons: 2
Coding region: 347-4180 (1277 amino acids)
Biological process (GO): mitotic DNA replication checkpoint signaling; activation of protein kinase activity; mitotic G2 DNA damage checkpoint signaling
Molecular function (GO): anaphase-promoting complex binding
Source: RefSeq, a predicted model, not a curated record